Chilo suppressalis (striped riceborer) is the source of this 3417-nucleotide messenger RNA. The record is from the annotation of a GenBank genome assembly. NCBI's taxonomy places the organism in Eukaryota, Metazoa, Arthropoda, Insecta, Lepidoptera, Crambidae.
AUGGGACUUUACGAGCGUGCAGUGGACAAAUUACUGAAAAUGUCUACAAUGUCGAGGUCUGUUCAUAUUAGCCAGCAAAAGCUGGCUGAAAAGCUGAUAAUUUUGAAUGAUCGCGGUAUCGGAAUGUUGACAAGAAUCUACAACAUUAAAAAAGCUUGUGGAGACGCCAAAUCUAAGCCAGCGUUUCUUUCUGAUAAAGCUUUGGAGUCAUCCAUAAAACAUAUAGUUAGAAGAUUUCCUAAUAUUGACAUCAAAGGACUUCAAGCUAUCACAAACAUAAAAAAUGAAAUAAUAAAAUCUCUAUCUUUGUAUUAUUAUACAUUUGUAGACUUAUUGGAUUUUAAAGACAAUGUUUGUGAGCUUUUGAAUAUUAUGGAUGCAUGUCAAGUGACCCUGGAUUUGACACUGAAUUUUGAGUUAACCAAAAAUUAUCUUGACCUUGUUACAACUUAUGUAUCUUUAAUGAUAUUAUUGUCAAGAGUUGAAGACCGUAAAGCUGUGUUAGGUCUAUUUAAUGCAGCUCAUGAAAUGGUGCACAGCCAAAUUGACCCAAGUUUUCCCCGUUUGGGGCAACUGAUAGUUGAUUAUGAUGCACCCCUUAAAAAACUUACAGAAGAGUUCAUACCACAUCAAAAGUUGUUGUCAGGAGCAUUAAAUUCUCUUUGGCAUGUGUAUCCUGCCAGAAACCUCACUGCUGAACAUUGGAGAUCUGAACAAAAACUUAGUUUGGUCAGCAACCCAGCUCAACUCCCUAAACCUUCUGAAACUAAUACAAUGUCCUGCGAAUAUCUCUCAUUAGAAAGCCUUGAGAGCUGGGUUAUAUUUGGUUUUGCUAUUUGUCAUCAAAUGUUGCAGCAGGAGCAUGCUAAUAAAAUGUGGGUGAGUGCUUUGGAAUCCAGAUGGGUAAUUGCACUAUUUCGUGAUGAAGUUAUAUUUAUUCAUAGUUAUAUACAAGGCUUUUUUGAUGGCAUUAAAGGGUAUGGCAAAAGGAUAUCAGAGGUGAAAGAUUGUUAUCAUCAUGCAGUUCAAAAAGCUGGUUACAAACACAGAGAAAGAAGAAAAUUUCUAAGAACUGCAUUGAAGGAAUUGGGUCUGAUUUUAUCUGAUCAACCAGGGUUAAUGGGGCCAAAAGCUUUGUUGGUUUUUAUAGGUCUGUGCUAUGCUAGGGAUGAAGUUUUCUGGCUUUUAAGGCACAAUGAUAAUCCACCACAGAAAGUCAAAGGUAAAUCAGCAGAGGACCUGGUGGAUAGACAACUUCCUGAACUUUUGUUCCACAUGGAAGAAUUGAGAGCAUUAGUUCGAAAGUACAGCCAAGUCAUGCAAAGAUACUAUGUGCAAUAUCUAUCUGGCUAUGAUGCUGUAGCCUUGAACCUUAUGAUUCAGAAUUUGCAGGUGUGCCCUGAAGAUGAAAGUAUUAUUCUGUCAUCAUUGUGUAAUACAGCAGCAAAUUUAAGUGUGAAGCAAGUUGAAGACAAUGAAUUAUUUGAUUUUCGAGCUUUUCGACUAGAUUGGUUUCGAUUACAAGCUUACACCUCUGUUGCUAAGACACCCCUAAAUCUUGUAGAUCAGAGAGAAUUGGCACAGUACAUAGAUAAAAUGGUGUUUCAUACUAAAAUGGUGGACAAUCUUGAUGAAAUCAUGGUUGAAACUUCUGAUUUGUCCCUGUUUUGUUUUUAUAGCAAAAUAUUUGAAAAUCAAUUCCACAUGUGCUUAGAGUUUCCUGCCCAAAACCGGUACAUAAUUGCAUUCCCACUUAUAUGCAGUCACUUCCAAAAUUGCACACAUGAACUCUGUCCAGAAGAAAGACACCACAUAAGAGAAAGAAGCCUCUCUGUAGUUAAUAUUUAUUUAGAAGAAAUGGCAAAAGAAGCUAAAAACAUUAUCACAACAAUUUGUGAUGAACAAUGUACUAUGAGUGAUAAACUUCUUCCGAAACAUUGUGCACAAACUAUUGCCCACUUAGCAAAUAGAAAGAAAAAAGAUAAGAACAAGAAGAAUACCAUUGAUUUUGUGAAGCCAGGAGCUGAAAGUUACAGGAAAACCAGGGAAGAAUUAACAACAAUGGACAAGCUCCAUAUGGCUUUAACAGAGCUUUGUUUUGCCAUCAACUACUGUUCAACUGUCAAUGUUUGGGAGUACACUUUUGCUCCACGUGAAUAUCUGCAUCAGCAUCUUGAGACUAGAUUCUCUAAAGCUUUGGUAGGUAUGGUGAUGUUUAAUCAAGACACAAGUGAAAUAGCAAAACCCUCAGAAUUACUAGUAAGUGUCAGAGCAUAUAUGAAUGUAUUGCAAAGUGUUGAAAACUAUGUGCACAUUGAUAUCACUAGAGUGUUUAAUAACUGUUUACUUCAACAGACUCAAAGCAUUGACAGUUAUGGAGAAAAAACUAUAGCAUCACUGUACACCCAGUGGUACUCUGAAAUAUUACUAAGAAGAGUGAGUGCUGGAAGUAUUUGUUUUUCAAUGAAUCAGAAAGCAUUUGUUAGUCUCACAGCAGAAGGAGCGAUUCCUUUCAAUGCUGAAGAAUACUCUGAUAUAAAUGAACUGAGAGCUCUAGCGGAAUUGAUUGGGCCAUAUGGAAUGAAAUCAUUAAGUGAAACGCUAAUGUGGCAUAUUUCAAGUCAAGUGCAGGAAUUAAAGAAGUUAGUUGUACAAAAUAAGGAGGUACUGCAGAUGCUUAGAACUAACUUUGACAAACCUGAAAUCAUGAAAGAACAAUUCAAAAGGUUGCAGCAGGUUGACAAUGUUCUUCAAAGAAUGACAAUAAUCGGAGUGAUUUUGAGUUUUCGACAGAUAGCCCAGGAAUCUCUUCUAGAUGUUUUAGAACGAAGAAUUCCAUUCUUGAUAAGUUCAAUUAAAGAUUUUCAACAGCAACUUCCCAGUGGAGAUCCAAUGCGCGUCAUUUCAGAGAUGUGCUCAGCUGCAGGAUUGUCGUGCAAAGUAGAUCCAACACUGGCAUCGGCAUUGAGGCAGCAUAAAGCUGAAUUGGAAGAAGAAGAACAUCUAAUAGUCUGCCUAUUGAUGGUAUUUGUUGCAGUAUCACUUCCUAGGUUAGCUCGGAGUGAAGGAUCAUUUUACAGACCAUCAUUAGAAGGGCAUGCUAACAAUAUACACUGCAUAGCACCGGCAAUCAAUCAUAUUUUUGGUGCGCUUUUUACAAUAUGCGGUCAAGGCGAUAUUGAAGAUCGCAUGAAAGAGUUUUUAGCUCUAGCGUCGUCGUCCUUACUGCGACUUGGCCAAGAGACUGAUAAAGAAGCAAUCAAAAACAGAGAGUCUGUAUAUUUGCUCCUUGACCUCAUAGUUCAGGAGUCUCCAUUCCUUACAAUGGAUUUAUUGGAAUCAUGCUUCCCUUACGUGUUAAUACGUAAUGCUUAUCACGAAGUUUAUAAACAAGAACAAAUGCUAUUGCAUUCAUAA